UACCUGCAUGUCUGCAAGAUGCCAUUACAAAGAUGCAUUAUGUUUAUAUUACUGUAUACGUCAACAAACAAAGCAACAAAUAGGAUAUGACAAAGAGGAAAUUGUUCUCUUAGAAUGUCAUAAUAAUUUCCAUGGCCUGAUAUGCCUUCCUUUUAUUUCACAAGGCAUAGUAUUUUUCAUGCCAAGGCUAGCUUAUGGCUUCUUGGUCUUGCAUCCUCAUUCUUUACUUCAUGUUACCUCUGAUUUUUCCUAAGACCACAACAAAUUUGGCUUCUGCUGCACCAACUCAGUUAACUAACAUCUACCCUUUUCCAUGCUCCGAUCAAAUCAAGACAUGCAACGCAUUCCUCUACCAGCACAACGGUCUCUCAACACAGAAUAUCACCAAUUUUUACGCUGUCAAUGCAUCAGCAAUCAAGCCGAUUAUCCAUGAUGACAGACAAGACUACCUAGUUAAUAUACCUUGCACUUGCAAAGAUGUUAAUGGAACUGUUGGAUAUUUCUAUGACACGAGUUACAAGCUGCAGCCAGAUGAUACAUUUGCAAAUGUUUCUAAUGACAUUUUUAGUGGACAGGUUUGGAAAGUUGGAGGAGAAGAAAAAAGUUACCGGGCUGGGGAUGUAGUUACUAUGCAUCUGUUGUGUGGAUGUGUGGAAGAUGAAGAGAAAAUUGUGGUGACGUAUACUGUUCAGGAGCAUGAUACUUUGUCAAGUAUUGGAGAUUCGCUUUCUUCUCAAGUCAGUGACGUAGAGAACUUGAAUCCUCACUUGACAACUCCACAGUUCGUAGAUGUUGGAUGGCUGAUUUAUGUGCCCAUGUACAAAAAUGGCGUUCCAGCGCUAGCAAGAAAGAAGCAGAAGGCACACAAAUGGACAAUACUUGUUGGAAUAGUAUCAGCUGUGACUGUUCUUUCAAUGUGCACUGUGAUGAUGUUUAUUCUCAGGAGAAAUAGACUGCAUAGACGCGCCAAGGAGGAUGCUGCAGCUAUUUCCAAAAGCUUUAGUACUAAAAAAACCACGUCUUUGCAGAAGCAGUACAUGUAUAAAGAUAAUACUGAAGGUUUACUGUUUGCCAAUUUGUCUGCAGACAUGCCAGUUUUUGAAUCAGAAAGGCCAGUAAUAUACAGUCUUGAGGAAAUAGCAGAAGCUACAAGCGAUUUUGAUGAGACUAGGAUUAUCGGGGUAGGUGGAUAUGGGAGUGUGUAUUAUGGGACAAUUGGGAAGCAGGAAGUUGCAAUUAAAAAGAUGAGGUCUAACAAGUCUAAGGAAUUUAUGGCGGAGCUCAAAGUCUUAUGCAAGAUACAUCACAUAAAUGUGGUAGAGCUGUUGGGUUAUGCCAGUGGGGAUGAUCACCUCUACUUGGUCUACGAGUAUAUCCUAAAUGGUUCUCUCAAUGAACAUCUUCAUCAACCAACGCUAAAAGGUCAUAAGCCUCUAAGUUGGACUACAAGAACACAGAUUGCUGUAGAUACUGCAAGGGGUAUUGAGUAUAUCCAUGACCAUACAAAAUCUCGGUAUGUUCACCGCGAUAUAAAAACAAGUAACAUUCUACUGGAUGAAGCAAUGAGAGCUAAGGUUGCAGAUUUUGGUCUGGCAAAACUAGUAGGUCGAACCAAUGAAGAUGAAUUCUUGGCGACCCGUCUAGUUGGAACACCAGGAUAUCUUCCCCCUGAAUCUGUGAAAGAGCUACAGAUAACUACCAAAACCGAUGUUUUUGCAUUUGGAGUCGUUCUCGCAGAACUAAUAACAGGAAAACGCGCACUCAUUCGUGAAAAUGGGGAUCCAAACAAGAUGAAAUCACUCAUCUCAAUUAUACACGAAAUUUUCCAAGACGAGGAUCCAGAGUCAACAUUGGAAUCCUUUAUAGAUGAAAAUCUCAAGGGAUGCUAUCCCAUGGAAGAUAUAUACAAGAUGGCAGAAAUUGCAGACUGGUGCCUCUGUGAAAAUGCAAUUAACAGACCAGAAAUGAGGGAGGUGGUUGUUGCAUUAACUCAAAUCAGGACCUCGUCCACAGAGUGGGAAGCAUCAUUAGGAGGCGAUAGCGUGGUUUUUAGUGGAAUCUUUAACGGGAGAUGAAAUGCGUUUAAAGAAGCAAAGCUCUUAAUUUUUAAAAUAGAGUGAAAAGUUUACUGCAAACAGUCAGUGAUCUGCUAAUCGCUGGACUUCUUUUCUUUUCCUGUCUUGUAAAGCCAAAGAAUGUUUUGAGAAACAAGAAUAUAAAUUCAACACUUUGAUUUCAA
This is a messenger RNA of Capsicum annuum, 2239 nucleotides long. RefSeq names its product lysM domain receptor-like kinase 3. The coding region runs from base 195 to 2075 and encodes 626 amino acids. Gene Ontology annotation, molecular function: transmembrane receptor protein kinase activity; ATP binding. The transcript is spliced from 10 exons. Gene Ontology annotation, biological process: innate immune response; protein phosphorylation. NCBI's taxonomy places the organism in Eukaryota, Viridiplantae, Streptophyta, Magnoliopsida, Solanales, Solanaceae. The record is from RefSeq and is a predicted model, not a curated record.